Tachyglossus aculeatus (Australian echidna) is the source of this 2478-nucleotide messenger RNA. It is a transcript of the gene GAS1, whose product is annotated as growth arrest specific 1. The record is from RefSeq and is a predicted model, not a curated record. NCBI's taxonomy places the organism in Eukaryota, Metazoa, Chordata, Mammalia, Monotremata, Tachyglossidae. Bases 20 to 1108 code for a protein of 362 amino acids. Gene Ontology annotation, biological process: negative regulation of mitotic cell cycle. The transcript has a single exon.
GCACCUCGUCCUGCCCGCGAUGGUGGCGGGUUUGCGGGCCGGUUGGGGCUGGGACUGGGGGGGCGGGAGCGGCGGCCGCUGCUGGAGGACGGUGCCCGGCGCCUGGCUGUGCCUGACGGCGCUGCUCCUGCUGCUCCUGGGCUCCCCGCCGCGGGGCUCGCCGCUGGUGCACGGCCGCCGGCUCAUCUGCUGGCAGGCACUGCUGCAGUGUCAGGGGGAGCCCGACUGCAGCUACGCCUACAGCCAGUACGCGGAGGCGUGCGCGCCCGUCCUGCUACAACAGCUGCAGCAGCAGCAGCAGCAGCAGCAGCAGGGGGACGCCGCCGUCUCCUCUGCCUCUUCUUUCCCCUCCUUCUCCUCCCGCUGGCGGUGCCCCAGCCACUGCAUCUCGGCUCUGAUCCAGCUGAACCACACCAGGAGGGGCCCCGCCUUGGAGGACUGUGACUGCGCGCAGGACGAGAACUGCAAGUCGACCAAGCGCGCCAUCGAGCCGUGCAUGCCCCGGACGAGCGGCGGAGGGGCGCCCGGCGGCGGGGCGGCGGUGGGCGGCGGCGGGGCGGGCGGCGUCAUGGGCUGCACCGAGGCCCGGCGACGCUGCGACCGCGACGCCCGCUGCAACGUGGCCCUCAACCGCUACCUGGCCUACUGCGGCAAGCUGUUCAACGGGCUGCGCUGCACGGACGAGUGCCGGGCGGUGAUCGAGGACAUGCUGGCCGUGCCCAAGGCGGCACUGCUCAACGACUGCGUGUGCGACGGGCUGGAGCGGCCCAUCUGCGAGUCGGUCAAGGAGAACAUGGCCCGCCUGUGCUUCGGCGCCGAGCUGGGCACCGGCCCUGGCAGCAGCGGCUCCGACGGCGGGCUCGACGACUACUACGACGAGGACUACGAGGACGAGCCGCGGGCGGGCGGGGGCGGCCCGCUCUACGAAGAGGACGGGGGACCCCCUUACCACGGGCGGCCCGGGGCGGGGGCGGCGGCCGCGGGGGGCGGGGAGCGGCCCGAGCGCCACGGCGAGGGCGGCAGGGGGAACGGCGGCUCGGCGGCCGGGGUCGCCUGGACUCUGCUCGCCCCCAACCUGGUCCUACUUCUCUUCCGACCGCUCUGGUAGCCCCGGCGACAACCCCCCCCCCGCCCCCCCCGUCUCUUUCCCUGGCCAACCUUGGCGUGGGCAGUGAUGCUUGGUAACUCCGGGUGGGGAAGGGUAGGCAGGCGUCCCCCUUGCCCCUCUCCCCCUCUUUCUUUGGUGAAAUAGGUGGGAAUUGGGCCCCAGGUGCCACAGCCUCGCCUGGCCCUAAAUCUAACCCCUCUUAUCUGCGCCCCUGUCCCAACUGUCAACAUCUUGGCACCAACUUGUAGACACCCCCGACCCAAGCCAUUGGCAGGGGUGGGGGCGAGUUGGAGCUGCUCAGAACCCCCACCCCUCCCUCUAAAACUCCUCCCCGGAUAGACCUGUUAUUGGCCACACGUUGGGCAUCUCCCUGCCACAGGCAAGUGUCCAUCGUUGCUUGUAAGGUUUGAGCCCCGGAGGAGGAAGGAAGUGGAGUGUCUGAGUCGUGCUGAUCAGCCAGUCAGGCCCCAUUCAUCUGGCCAUCCAGUUAUCUCUAGACCGUAAGCUCACACUGGGCAGGGAAUGUGUCUACCAAUUCACUUAUAUUGUCCUCUCCCAAGCACUUAGAACAGUGCACACAGCAAGCACUCAAUAAAUACCACUGAUUGACCGAUUCAUCCAUCCAUCCAUCCAUCCUUCCAUCCAUUCUAGUUAUCGGUGCCCGCUGACCCCUGGAGGAGGAUCAGGAUUUGAUUGCACUCGAUUCCCAGGGGGCGAUAUGAUGGUUUGGCAGUGCUCCCUUCACCCCUAACUUCAUCCCUCCCACGAAAGUUUGAGCAAAUGGGCUUUUCCCCCUUUCCUCCACCCCCCAUACCCCAGCAAAGACGAAAAUGCUGAUCUUCCAGAGUUGUUUGAUAUUGAACAAUGCAACUUUUGUUUUAAAAGAGCUCUGCACUGCCGUCUUCAAAAGACACGUUUUGUGGUGUUUGGAUUUUUUCUUUUUUUUUUUAAUCGAGACUUGUAUGUACAAAUAUCCUGAGAAGUUCUAUUGCCUCUAGUUUAUAUCAGGGUGCUGAACUCUGGUAAAUCUUAUAUAAAAUGUAUUUAAAACUGGGAUUUGUUACCAGUCGCUGUACUUUGUACAUAGAAUUUUUAUAAAUUGUAUUCUUUGGGAAUAAUUUAUUUUUUAAAAAUUAAAGGUUUUAAAUUUACAUCCAUGAUACACCUUUCCCAGAAUAUGUACAGAUCUCAUCUAUCAAGAGAUUCGAGCUCUAGAACAGCCAGUGUACAGUGUAUUUUAUAGAUUUGGAGUUACCUUUCUGAUUUUGAAGAGGUUUUAUGGACGUUGUAGAAUUGUAUAAAUGCAUUUCCAAGCUGCCUUACAUAUUGUAUUUUUAUAGAAGGCAUAAAAGUCUUUAUGUUUUAAAUAA